Molecule: messenger RNA, 5458 nt
Organism: Betta splendens (Siamese fighting fish)
Lineage: Eukaryota; Metazoa; Chordata; Actinopteri; Anabantiformes; Osphronemidae
Gene: tfap4
Product: transcription factor AP-4 (activating enhancer binding protein 4)
Exons: 8
Coding region: 1960-2781 (273 amino acids)
Biological process (GO): regulation of transcription by RNA polymerase II
Cellular component (GO): nucleus
Molecular function (GO): RNA polymerase II cis-regulatory region sequence-specific DNA binding; DNA-binding transcription factor activity, RNA polymerase II-specific; protein dimerization activity
Source: RefSeq, a predicted model, not a curated record
GAGGCAACAUGCUUGAUCUGAUCCGUUAUUGUGUACACGACCUACUCACGGGGAGCUGCGGGCUUUAAUGAUCACCAAACGCGCUUAUUAAACUGCGAUCGACCGAGCGGCGGCUUUGACUCCGACCACGACGCCCCGCGCGCCACGUUAUUUCGCGCAUUCGGCCGCGAAAUCGAUGCAUUUUGUGGCUAACAAACACAAACCACGUGGUUGCGCGCACACCACGCUGCUCACUCCGCUCCGGAGCGCAUCCUUGCGCGAUUUACCCUCACAUUGUCCCCAGUGUCACCCAGUCGCGCCGUGAAUGUGCCCCGCCGGGGGUAGCGGUCGUGCGAGCAGGUGUCACGCGGCGCGUGGGGGUCUAUUUUAGCCGCACGCGGCGUCGGGGGGUUGUCGAUUUCGCUCAGCGCGAGCCGAAGUUAUUGUGGGUAGUGCGGCCAUGCUUGUGGCUUGUGCUAAGAGCGACGAGGGGUCUGGCGUUCGUUUCCUGUUUGUGGCGCCCCGUUGUCGCUCGCCGCUCCGGGGGAAGCGCACAACUGCCGUGGAAAUGUGCCGCAUUCGACGCGGCGAUAGUUUGCGUGGGGUUUGCGCGCGUCCCGCUGGCGCUGUCGAGGCGCCUCCACUGCGUCUUUUCAUCUCGCACCUCUGCCAUGCUGCCUGCCGCAUUGUUGUAAUGGCGGAGGACACGAAAAGUCUGCUCAGAGCACGGGGGUGGUGCCGGGGACUGGGACCACGGCCCGAGCUCGUUUAUGCCGUAAACACACGCAUCCCCGUCGGCGUGUCUGCUAAAGGGGCGUUUGGGUUCCCGGGGCGCCAGGAAAAUUAAAAGCGCUGCUAUUAAUAAGGGGGUGUGUGUGUGUCGCGGAAGGCCCGUCGAUACGUCCGCAGCCCUGCGUGGUUUGAAGAGGGACGCGGAGGGAUAUGCUGCUGUUGCUGCUGCUGGUAGCCACGCGGGGAGUCUGGGUAGUGUAGUCCCAGCAAAAGAAACAAACAGAAAUCUGAAGAAGCUUAGCAAAUCUGGCUGAAAUUCCCUUUUAGUUUAAAUCUAAAUGUGUUUUCUGUACUAACCAGACUGACUCCUCAACGUAUUAUUGCAUUUCAAACAAAAGCUUUGACUAUUUGUUUGUCUGGUUGUUGUUUUUUCUAAACAACCUUGAUUUAGAUUCACCUCUAAAAACUAAAUGGCCAUUUGCUUUUAUUCUGAUUAGUUCUUUGGUGCCUCUGCUUUUGUUUUGGGCAUGACGUCACUGUGAAUUUGUUCCUCUAUAGUGAUUCUGUUAGUGUGAUUACGGUAAAGUCCCGGUCGUUCAUGUUUUGGCAGAGGGUGUGUGUGUGUGUGUGUGUGUGUGUGUGUGUGUGUGUGUGUGUGUGUGUGUGUGUGUGUGUGUGUGUGUGUGUGUGUGUGUGUGUGUGUGUGUGUGUGUGUGUGUGUGUGUGUGUGUGUGUGUGUGUGUGUGUGUGUGUGUGUGUCAAUGCACACACUCCUUUGCUCAUCUGUGUCUGCACAAUUGUUCCCAGUGUUUGCACUGAGGCAGCUGAGUCAGUACAGAUAAGCGAUUGGCUACACAGGGUCCCAGACGCUACUGAGCUCGAUACAGAGGACGUUGGAGGAAGUUGACUUAGAAUUUACCCUCUACAGAAUUAUGGCAUUUAUGUUGUUUUUCUGCCUUAAUUACGUCUUUUAAAAGGCAGGUAGAGAAAGGUGAUGCUCAUACGGUCAUAUGGUAAGCUGUGAAAAGUCAGUCCACUGAUUUCAGCAGACGCCCUGACAGUAUUAACCAAGAAAUUCAGAUGCAAAGCAACACCUGUAGGUGAACUGACAACUAAACUAAAGGAGGCUGAUGAAUUUACCAAGAAAACAAAUAAAAUCUGGCCAACAUCCCUCUGACCCCAGAGACAGCCCGGGACCAGGAGAGACGAAUUCGCAGAGAGAUUGCCAACAGCAAUGAGCGCCGACGUAUGCAGAGCAUCAACGCUGGAUUCCAGUCGCUUAAAACGCUGAUCCCACACAGCGACGGAGAGAAGCUCAGCAAGGCUGCCAUCCUGCAACAGACGGCGGAGUACAUUUUUACCUUGGAGCAGGAGAAAACGCGGCUUCUGCAGCAGAACAGUCAGCUGAAGCGCAUCAUACAAGAGUUGAGCGGUUCCUCCCCGAAGAGGAGGCGCGCAGAGGAGAAGGACGAAGGAAUCGGAUCACCCGACAUCCUGGAGGAGGAGAAAACCGAGGACCUGAAGAGGGAGAUGAUCGAGCUGAGGCAGCAGCUGGAGAAGGAGCGGUCCAUCAGGAUGAUGCUGGAAGAUCAGAUGCGUUCCCUGGACGCGCAGCUGUACCCAGAGAAGCUGAAGGCGAUCGCCCAGCAGGUCCAGGAGCAGCAGGCCCAGACGCAGAGCCUGGUUCGCCUGCAGCAGCACAAGCAGCUGGAGAGGGACCUGAGUCCAGCCCACAGCCCACAGGUGCUGGCCCCAGUCACGCCUCCUGCACCCACUCACCAUGCCACCGUCAUCGUCCCUGCACCUGUCCAGCCUUCCCAGCCUCAUCACGUCACCGUGGUAACCAUGGGCCCAGCAUCCGUUAUCAACACAGUGUCCACAUCUCGACAGAACCUGGACACCAUUGUUCAGGCAAUCCAGCACAUCGAGGGCACCCAGGGGAAGGCCUGCGUUGGCGAGGACGAUCAGCGGAGAGCCGUCAUCGUCAGCUCGGGUCGCGUCCUCUCUGACGCGGGCGGCUCGGACACGGCCUCAAACAGCGACGGGCCCGAUGACUGUUCGCUGCCCUGAGUCCACACGCGGCGUCUCACACUCCAUACACUCACAUACACUCAUACACACAACGGGCCCCGGCAGAUGAGGGGCCAAGGGGGCCACAAACCCACGGUUCUUUUGUUCAGUGGACAUUAUUAGGGCUGGUAGCUAGACAGAAGCACUCACCCCCCCCCCCCCCCCAACACACACCUUAAUAGACAGCCAGACUUUAUAGUUAGACACUCAUUCAUGCAGCCUCCUCUUCACUUAUAUCUAGCCCCCUACUAUCUCACUCACACAUACAAACUCAUGACUCUUUUAGAAAAGGUUAUUAGAAUGACUUCGCUGACUGAUCUACAAAUACUCUGUCAUCCUGAUACUAAGAAUUCAAAUGUUUGCUAAAUAUCUCCAUCAACCACCGGGACAGUUCCCUGAAGCCACGUGAGUGAUGAACGAACCAGAGCCGAGCUGCGUGGCGUCACCACCACCAAACACGGGAGCAUUUUUUAAGAUAAACCUCCUCUAAAACCCUCUCGUCUCCUCUUCCUGACCCACCUAGAGACACUGUGAGCUUACAAACUCGUCUCAAACUUACACCCUUUAGGCUUCUGGAAGAUGGCGACGCCCACCUUUCCACGUUUCCUUUCUCGGAGGCUCCCUCGGCCAGCGAGUUAAAGCGAUUGUACUGGAAAUUGAAAAGCACCGCAGAAUUUGAAAGCUGUUUUGUUGUCUUAUUGGUGCCCGCAGGAAAUGAAGUGAAGCUCAGGAGGAGAGAGUGCACUUACUGAUUCGCAACUCUAUUCUUUUUUUUUCCUUAUUUGUUUUGUGUGUUUAUUCGUUUGUUUGCCAUUUUUACUGGGCUGGGUUCCCAGUAAUUCCACAGAUUUGCCAUGUUCAGAUCUUUACUCAUGGCCUGACGAAACAGAAUCAGUGCUUUGGACCUUUCUUGACACCCUUCUUGGAAAUACAAAAGCACCUGGGUGGGAAAUAAGCUAAUCCGUGGGCACUCUCGAGUGAUUUCCACCACUGUGUGUGUGUGUGUGUGUGUGUGUGUGCGUGUCUGCGGCGGUGGCCGUGGCCCAGACUCUGGCAGUCUGCUACAGCGCCACCUACGCCUCGAACCUGAGGCACAGCACGCGCAGGCCUACAAACACCACUGACAUACAAUCACCUGUUUGCUCCAUCUGCAGGGCCUGCGUUCGGCCCUCAGCGGAGGAGUAUCGCGUCGAUGUCGGGACGUCUGUCGAGGCGUCUGUCGAGGCGGCCGCGCUCCAGAUAUGAGGAAACCCCCGGUGCACCUGUGUGAAUGUGCGGUGGAGGCGUCUGGGUAGAAGUCACAGGCUCUAUGCAUUUCCUGACGUAGACCACUCGUCCCUUUGCGCGCGUUUUGUUUACCAGGCUAGUUACACGUUUGGGCUGAGGUUCUGUUGCUCGACCGACGGUGAGACAUGAAGCUACUGUAGGAGAAGCAGCAUCUGGCCUUACCCCCAGCGGCGGGUACAGGGAGGCACUGUGUAGCCAGCCUUAACGUGUCUGAGACCUACCUGAACACUUGAUGUGGGCCAUUCGCUGGAAUCCCUCUCCUUUUCACCCUGUCCUUGCAAUCAGGCAUGUAAAUACCUGGUAUGUUUAAGUUUGUUUUAUUAUGUUUCCUAAAAACAGGUUGCUCGUUACUAAUUAAGUGCUCCUGACUAGUAUACAACAUAUGUCCUAUUACUUCUGGUUGGAUUUACAUGUAGAUUGAAUUUUCUUUUAUUAUAAAUAUUGCCAGAAAUGUAGGCAUAAAAAAAGUCAACAUUCCAUGAAGUUUUUCCCAGUCGGGUUCCUUUGUCCCAGUAUAAAACCAGUUUGUGACAUUAAGGGCUUUUGAGCUGUCCCGUUUAGUGACGCACGCCCUUUUUCUCGAAUCCCUGCAUCAGUGAAUAGAUGGAGCGUUGAACUGCUGGACAGAUUGUGUUGAGAUGAACACACCUCAUCUAUCAUGAUUCAUGUCAUAGAGAAACCCUUUAAAAAAAAAAAAAGAUUGAUGUCAGCUGCUCUGAAACGAGCCACGCGUCACGUUGAACUGGGACCUUUUCCCAGCGUUUAUCAUUAUCGGAGGUGAUUUCUGGAUGCAGACGAUGUAGUUCGCGUGCGCGGAGCGCUUUUCUCUCUGCGUUUGAUCGUUUUCUGCUCGGUCCCUGAACGGUUUUAUUCCCGUUUCGUUCUGUGUGUUUGGAAACGUUACGUUGGACAUAUCAGAUUGUCGGUUGAGCGCGUUGGGCCUGGGGAUAGUUAAAGGGGUCAAGAUUACAAAGCACUUACUGUAGUAUACUGGAGUUUGCCUCGUUCUUUUGUUUUAAAAAAUAAAAUAAAAUAAAAAAAGAAAGAAGGGGCAUCUCCUCAGCUGAAGCUCUUGAGGUUAUGAGUAAAAUACCGCACAGCUGUGUAUCCCCCACCCUUCAUAUCCAGUCCUACAUCUUGUCCUUUUUGUCCCUUUGCAUCUUAUUUUUGUUUUUUUGAAACCUUUAACGCUCUUUGUUUAUUGUCAGUAUCUCUUCUCUUCCUUCCUCCUCCUUGUUCUGUACUUGUUUUUGUUAGACCUGUCUGCGCAUAUGGUCAUCAAAAAGCUAUUUUGUUUUGGUUUUUAUUUUUAAAAGAAAUGUUUUGGGGAUAAAGAGGCUUGUGCCUUUGUAAAGACAGAAUAAUAAAAGUUUGUACUUUGUUUUUUACA